Messenger RNA from Lates calcarifer (barramundi perch), 2425 nucleotides. RefSeq names its product deoxyribonuclease-2-alpha. NCBI's taxonomy places the organism in Eukaryota, Metazoa, Chordata, Actinopteri, Centropomidae. Gene Ontology annotation, molecular function: deoxyribonuclease II activity. Gene Ontology annotation, biological process: apoptotic DNA fragmentation. The transcript has 7 exons. The record is from RefSeq and is a predicted model, not a curated record. The coding region runs from base 252 to 1349 and encodes 365 amino acids.
AGUGAAAAUUUUUUGAUAGAAUAAAGGUACAGUAAAAGCUGUCCAACUGCAUCCUACAGUGCCUGAAAGGCAGAUGAAUCCUUCUGUUGUCUCUUCUGUUGUGUAUUACAGCCACGUCAACACUUGUGUCAAGCAAGAAAUCAAUGUGACUCAUCUGCAGGGUGUCUUGUGGGCAUGGACCAAAGAAGCAAUAUGCAAAAAAUAUAAGAGAUGUGGUGUUAGUUGAUGACAGCAGUUUACUGUGAAGAGAAAUGGAGAUGGCUACAUAUAGAACAGUGGUGGCACUGCUUUUCUGUGUUGUGGUCCUUUUUCAAGGAUGUGAGUCAGAUGUGAAAUGCAGGAAUGACAGUGGAGCUGAAGUUGACUGGUAUAUUUUAUACAAGUUACCCAAUGUGAAAGAUGGCGGUUUGUCAUAUCUGUACAUGGAUGAGAGCACCGGUGGAUGGAGACGCAGCACAGAGAAAAUCAACAGUAGAUCUGGCGCUCUGGCGAACACCCUGAAACCUCUUCUAGACUUCUACAACAGAAAGACUGAAGGCUUUGGAUACAUGCUCUACAAUGAUCAACUUCCAAAACAAUCUAGAAACCAACGUCGACAUACAAAUGCUCCGUCAUCUUUUGGUCACAGUAAAGGAGUUGUGAUGUUGGACAGACAAACUGGAGUCUGGCUCUCACACAGUACACCAAGAUUUCCAACAUAUCGCAGUAAAGUCUUCUGGCCACAAAGUGGAAAUGCUAACGCUCAAACAUUUAUGUGUGUGACUUACUCCCACGAUGAUUUCAGAGAAAUAGGUAGUCAAUGCAAACAGAAACUGUUAGCUUAUUCAUAUGACUCUGACAUACCAAAAACCUUUCCAAACGAGCUGAGAUGUGUUGCACAGCGAAGCUGCUACCCAAAGAAGAAACCCUGGUUUAGAGAGAAGAUGCUGACUUCACUGAACGGACAACAGUUCCACAGCUUUGCAAAAUACAAACGUUUUGGCGAUGAUCUUUACUCUGGCCUCAUUGUAAACAGUUUGAAUCAGGAUCUGUAUGUCAAGAGCUGGGGAAAGAUGCGCGGUCCUCAGAUUUAUAACUGCGGCAUCACUCAUCAUGUGUAUAAUGUGAAGACAGUAAGACCUCUCAACAUGCAGCCCUUCAGUGACACUGUAGAUCACUCCAAGUGGUGUGUGACACCUGAUGGUAACUGGACCUGCAUCGCUGAUAUGAACAGGGAAAAGAGUCAGAUGUACAGAGGUGGAGGAGCUAUAUGCACCAAUGACGUUACAGUUGGAGAAGCUUUCUACGCAUUAAUCAAAAAGCACGAACCAUGUGAACAUGAAUUUACUGUUCAACACCGAGAGCUUUAAAGACACAACCCUCAUUGAAAUGUGAAGAAAAGAGAGGCUGCAUAUCAAAAACUGAAAGAUCAGAUAGGAACCUGAGGUCACAGAUCCAGACUUAAAAUUGUUGUUGUGCUUUGCAUUUUAGAAGUUUUACUCACCAUAUUUUGAGGUAUAUUCACCCCUGUCUUUUGUAGUCUAUAUGAUGUAUGUUUACUGAUGAAAGUCUGCACUGUUUUUAUUUUUUAAAUCAUGUUUUAGACAUAGAAAUAAACAGAACUGAAUUAUUAUAUCAAUAUUAAACUGUAAAUUCCAUGUUGCUUCAGGCUACCAUUUUUGGUUAAUUGAUUUAACCAUGGGCAGAGUAAACAGUUUGGGCAACCCCUGGAUAAAACGUUUCUUUAACUCUCUGUGAAAUGUGUAAAAUUGAGUCCAUAUGAACAUGUUGUUUUAGGAAUAUAGGAACAAACCUGAAAUAAUGAAGGGCUGUUUGAUUUUGACACAAGGACAUUCAAGGGCAGGCCUUAAAGUAGGACAUAGGGCCCUUAUCAUAUCAUUUGAUAAUGUGCUUUAGUUAAAGUUAGAUAAGUUUAAGUUAAGUUAAAUUAGCACAAACCAGAAUUUCUGGGGUGCCUGUAUGAGAAAAUGAAAGUAAAAUGUCCAAUAUCAUAACUAAACUGAAAACUGAUAUUUAUUGAAAAAGUAAUACAUUUUAGCCAACUAAGUAUAAAAGUAUAAAAACAUUUAUUUCUUGACAAGAAAAACUGAAAUAAACUUCAUUUUUGUAUUUGUACCUAGGUUUUGUCAUGUUGGUAGGCUUAAGGUCCUGGAUGCUUACAGUAACUACAAUGAGCAGGUCUCCUCUAAUCUGUUGUAAUGCCCUGGAAGUGCCAGUUGAGUGCAGCAGUUCAGACUAUGUCAAGUGACCUGUCAAACCACAUUUCACUUUAGUAAUGACUCUUCUUUCUCAGAGGCACACAGUGUUUUUUAAUACUGUAAACAUUUUAAUAGAAUAUAAGUGCAUAGGCUUAGUUUUAGUUCUUUGUGGGUUACAAUUUCUAAUUUCUUCAUGAUGAGGUUAAAAUAAAAGCUUUCCAUUUGAA